Molecule: messenger RNA, 5167 nt
Organism: Coccidioides immitis RS
Lineage: Eukaryota; Fungi; Ascomycota; Eurotiomycetes; Onygenales; Onygenaceae
Product: WD repeat protein
Exons: 5
Coding region: 1-4758 (1585 amino acids)
Biological process (GO): positive regulation of transcription by RNA polymerase II
Cellular component (GO): nucleus
Molecular function (GO): transcription factor binding
Source: RefSeq, a predicted model, not a curated record
AUGUCUGCCGGGCAUCUGGAGAGACAGAGGUCCAUAUCCUCCAGUUCUCGCUCUGUCUCCGCUGCGCUGAUGCCGAGCCCUCCCCUUGAAAUCAACAAUGACUUCGAACCCUGUGCGGCGACGGCCUCUUCGUUCCUGUUUGCACAGGGUUCGACAAUACUAGUUUUACACCAUGAUACUCUUGCUGUUGACCGGAAAUUCGACUUUCAUACGGAAAAUAUCCUCUUCAUCGCUGUCGACAACGUCAGCGAAAGUGGUGCCGGUCGACUGGUAGUGAGUUACGAUACUAGCCAGACUGCGAUCAUAUGGGACAUUUUCACAGGCCAGGAGAUUGCUCGCUUUGCUUCGUUCGAGCUCUUGCGUGUCGCUGCGUGGAUGCGCAAUGGGAAUAUUGCGUUUGGUGGCGUAAAGGGAGAUAUCAUUCUCUUCGAACCUUCCACCUCGGAACAUAUAUCUGCCAGAACCAUAUUCGACCCGAUCACCGCCCUCGCUCCCGCAGCUGAUUGCCGCUCCCAUGCAAUUGGAUACCAUAAUGGUUCAAUAUUAAUAGCGACGCUCCAGCCCUUUACUAUCUUGCACACGCUUAGUACCUCGAGAGGCCCGUCGCCGAUUGUUUCAUUGGCAUGGCAUGCCUCCUCGGCCAAGCAGAAGUCCGACAUGCUGGCGUCUUUGGCAGUUGACGGAGACCUUCUCGUAUGGAGUGUCUCUAAGCAACCGGUACAAGAUGCACCUCGAGUAAUAAGAACCUUGAGAAAAUCGGAAACCGUGGGCAUGAGCCCGAAAUGGCUGGCUUGGUCUAAGAACGGUCGUAUCGUCCAAUAUUCUGAUGGACUUUGGCGAGAUGCCUACGAGCGUAUCCCGACUAUCGAAGGCGUUAAGAGUAUGGCCAAUUAUGGCCCGACAGGGACACUGUUCACGUUGGGACCCAACCACACCGUGCAACAGUAUGAUCUUCUUAAUCCUAUGAUGGUUGCCAACGUUCAACACGUCCCUGGGAACGCGACCUCGACACCCUCUCAGGGUUUGAAUACUUCCAUGCCCCUGCAAGCGGCUCUUGCCUCCUCUUCAGCAAACCAGGCACAUCGGACGAUCGAAGGACUGAGGCAGACCACUGGCAGUCCUCCGCUGCGCUCAACGCAACCCUUUGAGAUGUCAGAGGCCAACCGAGCUGCAUUACGGAGUCCAGACUCUCUGCGCAGUCGGCAUCAUCAUCAACCUCGUUCUUCAAGAAGCCUUCACAGUGGCACGGCGACAACGUUUUCGACGAGUUCACCGGUGCAAUCGGCCGCCGAAAGUGUUUAUUCGUUGAGGUAUGGCUCGUCUACAUCAAUUAUCUCAGGGGGAUCUCUUCAUGGAGGAUCCCGGCUACGUAACGAAUACCUUCCCAGCCCGGCCGACGAGCCUAUCACAGAACUCUUCCCGCACACUCGCAGUCGUUUGAACGAUGUGCCGUUUAGACCUCUACCUCGUUUCAACGAGUCAGAGUCGGAUCCGGAUGCCUUGCGACGGCAGAUGCUACAUGUGGUAUUCGGGUGGGAAGGCGACAUCAUGGACUUGUUGCAGGAUGAAAUACGACGCCAUAGCCCCGGAGGCGAACAUGCCGUGAUUCUUGGUAGAUGGCUUGGAUACGUUGAUUACGAUGUCCUUGUGGGAAUGGCGACCUCGCCAACGUCACGAUAUUCUGGCUGGAUGCUACUCGCCCUGAGCACAUUGAACGGUCAGCACGAGACGAAAAAGAUGGGACACGCCUUUGUGCAGAUAUUACUAGCGAGAAGCGAUAUCCACGCUGCGGUUGCGUUGUUGAUUGGCAUGGGUGAUGGCAACGACGGUAUUGAGGUUUAUGUCGCGAGGAAUAUGUACAUGGAGGCCAUUCUUUUGACCUGUCUUCUGAUGCCCACUGAAUGGUCCAGGCAAUCAUACCUCGUUCGUCGAUGGGGCGAGUUUGUCGUCCAGAAUUCUCAACAGCACCUGGCAAUACGGUGUUUCUCCUGCUCUGACUCCGACAAUAAUGGGAACUGGGGCUCUCCAUCAAUGCAAAUGACGAACAUCCUCUCAAAUCAACUCGCGAGCAGGUCCUCGAGUCCACCGCCGAUGAUUGUCCAACCUUCGGCCCCGGCCAAUUCAUCAACUAGCUCAUCUCGCCCUGCUGCUAAAAAUCAGGCAUUGAAGCUAAUUACAUCCUUCGGCCCCGAUGCCCCAUCCUUUAAAUUCCCAGGUCUACAGUCCGCAGAUCGCACUCCGACCAACAUGCCCGGCAUCACUCCUAUUGAUUCCGCCAUGGGAGAUUCCAUCAUGUCGCCCGGCAGCUUUACUUCGUAUAAACAGAAGUCCGGUCGAUCGAGUCUCUCCGCACGAGCCAUUACUCCUGGGGGUCAUGGAAAUCGCCUUCCGUCCAUCGGAGAAACGCCUACCGAUGUAAACCCGCCGACCUUGAGCGUACCGAAGUCUUUGCCGACACCCGACCACUCUGGCUCGGAGAAGGAAAAAGAAAGCAAUGUUGAUACUGCCCAAAAUCAGCCUGUACAACAAGAGCCAGUUCUAUUCCUAUCUUCUGCCCGAUAUACUCCUCAAAACGAGCCUGCAGAACAAGAACCAAAAACAAGCAUUCCGGAUGAUGGAAAUCUCACUGCUAGACCAAGUUCAAAAGCGGAUUCUCUGCCGGAUAUGCUAGUGUCUUCUCGAAAUGGCUCGAGGGAUCGGAAACCUGAAGGGUUGCACAUUAAAUGGCCUCCGGUCUAUUCACCGAGGGACGUCGAGCCCAGUUCGGGGGGAUCUCUUCCCUCCCUCGCGUCCUCGCUACAGCAGCGAGAAACAAGUAGUGCGGCUGGAGCUACCCCGACAUGGACUAUUGACAGUGCCAGAUCUUUUGCCACUGGGAGCGCGAGUGGGAGAAGUGUUAACGAAUACAUCAGCAGCUUAGACGCGGCAUCCUACUACUCGCACAAGGGAGGUGAUCAAAGCUCUAAAAGUCAUAAAAAGUCUAAGGAAUCCCGGGGCAGGAGCAAACAGCGCUAUAUUCAACCAGCUAAACGAUCUCCCUCAUCGCCUGUUCCCAUGUCACCAGAAGAUCUUGCACUAUAUUCAUCCACUGGAAACGAAUCGUCCAAUAAGAGUGCCCAAGAAUCCAAAAGACAGCGCAGCCGGAGCGAGCACUCCCGUCCACGAUCAUCAAAGGCGAGAGCCCAGUCGCGGCCAAAUGAUGUUCCCGAUCGAAGUCACAACAGGAGCAGACAGGGUGGUAGACGAAGGGAUAAUAGCUUCGGACUGAGAUCGCCUUCCUCGCCAGUUCCGAUGUCACCCUCUGAACACGACCAUGCAGCUGACAAUAGCUUACGUCUCGUGAGCGCAGACCGUCAGCAGCGGAUUCAGUCCAGAGAACGAGCUUCAAGUCGUCGAGCAGAACGCGGCACCAGCAGUCGACGUGAUCCCUCUCCGGAUAGGAGAGCUGGUAGCCGAUCUUGUAGUCGACAGCCACGAGAACAAGGGCCCAUUUCUACGUCGACCAGUAUCAACCAGAUACAAAGCCAGGAGAGGAACAAUGCCCCUGGAUAUAUGACUGAUGGAGCCCCAAUAUUUGUUGAAAACAUUGAUUGGAAUGGUAGCUCUAAGGGCGAGCACAAACAUAGGGAUGCGGAGCGUAUCAGAAAGGAACAAGCCGCUGCAGAACUGGAGGCCCGACGAUUGUCUCUAGCCCGUCGCCCAUCGGCUCCCGUCAUUCCUUUACCGGGCGAAGUUGGAACGCCCAGCAGCAUUGUAUCCGGAAGGUCUCGCAGACAGAGCGGUGGCAGCCCUCCAAUGACUAACGGUUCCUUCAGUCAGAGAGCAGCCGGUCUGUAUAGCGGAUCUCCCGCAAAUUCAACCUACUCUGAUAAUUCGACUAGCAGGGCCCCUCCGGUCCCUGUUGGUCUCCCGGCAACUCCUCGUGCAAUGAAACAUCCCAAAUACAGCGCCGGAUAUCACGAUGUUCCUCCGGUGCCUGAUAUGCCUAGCAUUGAUAACCUGAGUCCUGUUAAUCCUGCUGAUCAGGUGCGUUCGAUCAACAUAUCUCGCUCAAUGUCGGCACCAAUACCAGAGGACACUGGCGAUCAGGCCGUUGAUGGGAUGCCUACACAUCCCCACUUCCGGCCCCGGCUUCCCAGCAGCAGAACUGGUAGGAUUUCCAUGCACAGGAAGGAGGGAUCGCACGAUGCCUCAAUGUUGAAUGGUUCGCAGUAUGGCAGUUUCUCUGGCCAGGCCAGUAGACAAGCAAGCGAGGCGACCGUGAUACCUCCAGUUCUUCCAGAGUUACAGCAUCUCUCAAAUCCUCCGCCACCACCUCCGCCGCCCCCACCAACGGCACCCUCCCAGCCCAUGGAUCCUAACAGCUCCUCACAGUCUGAAGAGCGCAACUCCUUCGUUUCUGGCGUCGGCACUAUCAACAUCGCCAUUGACGAACCCGCUGUCCUUGCCCCGACCGAGAUAACCCACCAGCGGUCGCAAUCAGCUGUACCUCCCACGGAGUACAUGCUGCCACCGACAAUACAUCGUUCGGCCAGCGCACAGGGGUCGAUUCAGGACACGCACACCCACCGCCGUGGACGCAGCAUUAACGACAAUCUUGCAAACAAGUUCCGUAGCUUGACAGGGCGAAUGCGAAGUACUAGCAGGGGACGGAAUGUGCGAACACCACCCUCCAGCGAUCCUGAAACCAUGAUGCCAUACGAAAGUGUGCCGAUGGCGAGUGUGAUGGAGGGCCAUCAUGUUAAGAAUGAAUUUUAGUUUUGAAAUGAAAGGAAGGAUGGGGGGUUGGAGGUACAUUGAUUUCAGAGCUAUCUAUCAGGACGAUGAAGAUAAAAAAUAAUGAUCAAGGACGAGGUUGUUUUUUAUUUUAUUUUAUUUUAUUUUAUUUUUUUUUUCCCUUCGAUGACCGAUGACGCAGAAUUUCCUAACCAUCCCGGAGUUUUUCUUCCAUUUUCUACUCGAACUCUACAGUACUACUUUCGUGGUCAUGAUUUCUGUCUGCCUUAUUAUAUCUCCCCUUUUCGCUAUAUCUGAUGCUUACCUUCUUUCUUCCUUGAGAUAACUAUACCCUAUUUUACUUUCUACCUGAUCAUUUAAUUGACAUAACUCCUAGGCAUAUUGUGUAUUUACCCUUCCGACAGAUGUACAGAACAUUUUUCUCUUUUUA